This is a messenger RNA of Penicillium alfredii, 1164 nucleotides long. RefSeq lists its product as uncharacterized. Gene Ontology annotation, biological process: branched-chain amino acid catabolic process; response to nutrient. The transcript is spliced from 3 exons. The coding region runs from base 1 to 1164 and encodes 387 amino acids. NCBI's taxonomy places the organism in Eukaryota, Fungi, Ascomycota, Eurotiomycetes, Eurotiales, Aspergillaceae. The record is from RefSeq and is a predicted model, not a curated record. Gene Ontology annotation, molecular function: catalytic activity.
AUGGCUCUUGCGCGUGCUCCGUUACGGGGUCUCACCCAGAUUUCUCGCCGCUUCUACUCGGGAGCACCCUCGCCCGCGGCCAAACUAAACCUGCCGAUUGACUACAAAUCCACACCGAUUUUGCAUCACACACCGUCUUCAUUAUCCGAAAUCUCCGAGUUCCCAGCAGCCGCCACGAGCAAACGAUUGAAUUUCUUUCAGGCUAUUAACUCAGCCCUCCGAACUGCUCUAUCCACCUCCGAUAAGGUCUUGCUCUUCGGCGAAGAUGUCGCGUUCGGGGGAGUAUUCCGAUGCUCGAUGGAUCUGCAAUCCGAGUUCGGGUCAGAUCGAGUUUUCAAUACCCCUUUGACAGAACAGGGAAUCGCUGGGUUUGCCAUUGGUGCUGCUGCAGAAGGCAUGAAGCCCGUGGCCGAGAUCCAAUUUGCCGACUAUGUCUUCCCUGCAUUCGACCAGAUCGUGAACGAAGCUGCCAAGUUUCGGUAUAGAGAAGGUGGAACGGGGAUCAACGCGGGUGGCUUGGUGAUUCGAAUGCCAUGCGGCGCGGUGGGACACGGCGCAUUAUACCAUUCUCAAUCACCUGAAUCUCUUUUCGCACACAUCCCCGGCCUGCGGGUUGUCAUACCCAGAUCACCAUCUCAAGCUAAAGGGCUGCUUCUUUCAUCCAUUUUCGACCACAAUGAUCCCGUCAUCUUCAUGGAACCCAAGAUCCUCUACCGAGCAGCAGUGGAGCACGUCCCGAACGAAUAUUAUACCAUUCCCUUGAGCAAAGCCGAGGUCAUCAAGCCCGGCAAAGACAUCACAAUCAUCUCGUACGGCCAGCCGCUCUAUCUUUGCUCCGCGGCCAUCUCCGCCAUCGAAAAGACCAUGAAAGGGGUGAACGUGGAGCUGAUCGAUCUUCGCACCAUCUACCCCUGGGAUCGUCAGGCAGUGCUCGAAAGUGUGCGAAAGACAGGGAGGGCCAUUGUGGUGCACGAGAGUAUGAUCAACUACGGCGUGGGUGCCGAGGUUGCAUCAACCAUCCAAGAGGGAGCCUUCCUACGUCUCGAGGCCCCUGUCAAGCGGGUUGCAGGAUGGAGCACACAUACGGGAUUGUCAUAUGAGCAGUUCAUUUUGCCUGACGUGGCGAGGAUUUACGACGCGAUCAAACAAACCCUUGAAUAUUGA